This is a messenger RNA of Oppiella nova, 563 nucleotides long. The record is from the annotation of a GenBank genome assembly. NCBI's taxonomy places the organism in Eukaryota, Metazoa, Arthropoda, Arachnida, Sarcoptiformes, Oppiidae.
UAAUAUACAAGUGUUUAUACAUUGAGUGAGAGUUGGCAUUGAAUUUGUCAUAAAUAAGUGUCAGAUCCCAGAGACUGAGCCAUUCGUACGCCUAUUCACACCACUAUUACCACUAAUAUUGUCAUCAAUUGUCUCAUUAUAUCCAUUGAACCGAAACAAUGUCUUUCGUAUUGGUAUCGUCCGAAGACAUCUUCUACGGGCCGACCUGUAUCUCCACUGAGGACUCGGCUCUACACCAACAGAUCUCCGACAUCUCGGACUCAACUAAAUAUCUGACCAUUUCUUCGCGCAGGAAGAAGACGGAAGGAUCGAGUGGCCAUAAGAGCGACAAAAGCGAGAAAAUAAAGGCUAAGUUUGAGGCAAAGCUGAAGGAACUGAAGGAUAAACCAGAAAAGGCUGAGAAACUGAAGGAGAAGAUGGAGAAAAUGACGGUUCGAGAGAAGGAGAGGAUCGCUGUGAUGGACGACAAGAAAGUGAAGUUCGACCCAAACUCGAAGGCACUGGUCAUCAAAGUAGAGGACGCGCCCGUCCGGGUGCUCAACAAACUGGCCGCACUGGGCUAU